Lethenteron reissneri (Far Eastern brook lamprey) is the source of this 5182-nucleotide messenger RNA. RefSeq names its product reprimo, TP53 dependent G2 arrest mediator homolog (gene RPRM). The record is from RefSeq and is a predicted model, not a curated record. NCBI's taxonomy places the organism in Eukaryota, Metazoa, Chordata, Hyperoartia, Petromyzontiformes, Petromyzontidae.
AUGUGUAACAAACAAAAUUGUUCCUGGGUAGUAUUAUUUCCUUAUUGCUUAUGCCUCAGAAGUACAGAAAAUGGCUAUUAUUCCCCACAAACUUUGCUUUUGUGACCAGGACAUUGAUAUUUUGAAAUUUACCUGUUUUCAAUGAGAAAACGUGUGCAUUUCUGUCAUUCCUUCACAUAAUUGUGUUACAUAGUGUAAUCAGCAACGCAUUCAAUAUUAUACAAUUGGUCAUGAUGACGACCUGAAUAUAUGUAUGUUGAACUUCUUUCGCACCACACAUAGCCAACCGGAGCUUAUAGUAGGUGCUAGAAUGCCAUGCUUUGGUAGAAUGUUUUACUCAACUGAAGCCACGGAAUUAAACACAUGGGCAGGCGUGCAGUACAAGGGAACACCUCAUUGCUCACGGGAAGAGAGUUUCAGAACAUUGGUGUGAUCCACCAAUGCUCGCAUGCACACUGCUCUAUCAAUAGAGUGCGAGUAUGUUGCAAAAUGUGCGUGUCUACUAGUGCAGAGUAAUUCACCCAUCGUGGUCAGUUCAUGACACUCAAGUGCCAUAUGCAAGGCUGGCCUAUGGAUAACGAAAUGACCACGAUGUGCAUUGGCAGACACGAGCAGAGCACUCAUAUGCCCACGACUGGGCCUAACGUCCUGAUUAACUAAGCAUGAGCUGCGCUUGCGUUCAACACCACCAAGCUACAAUCCAUAACCCUGACUCACCACUUCCACCAUAAGCCAGGCACUAGCAUUGUCCACAUAAACCAUCCAAUUCACCUUGCCUUCUCCUGUCAUAUCCAACUCUCCCCAGUCCCUCAUGUCUUGUUCCCAGUCAGACAGUUCUUCACUCCUGCAGUGUACUCUACGCACGCUGUAAUACCGUACAUCAGAAACGAUAAUCAUACAUCUCGACCUCCUCCCCAGCUGCUCUCAUAGAUAUGUCUCUCAUUUCCCGAGGCUCCAUGAUCAAGUUUUCCUUACAACAGCUUUGACUCCACAUCAAAGCCACAUCUAAGACCCAUCAUCCACCACCGGCUCUGAUUCCUCUGCAACACCCCAGUAAGAAAACUGCGUGCAAUGAAUGACACCUAUGAGACUGGGCAAAGAACCCCGGGCCCGGCCAGGACACGCUGGCGGGACGAUGUCGCUCAGCUGGCCUGGGGACACCUGGGAAUUCCCCAAGAAGAGCUGGAGUCUGUGUAUAGUAGUGUAGUGUAUAGUAGUGUAGUGUAUAAUAGUGUAUAGUAGUGCAGUAGUGCUGGAGUCUGUCGCCAGGGAAAGGGAGGUCUGGACCGCCACGACUCAACAUGCUGCCGCCGCGACCCUCGAGAGAACAAGCGGAUUGAGAAACGAACGAACGAACGCACCUGUGAUACUGUCCAUAUAUGAAUCUACGCUGUCAUCAUCUGCUCAUCCAGCGUGAGUGAAGACGCGUUGCUCCUCAAUGCGCUCGAGGACGCAGUGAGCAAGAGAGUUCACCGAGAACUCUCUCUCUCUCUCUCGCUUGCGUGGUGUGCGUGGAGCUCGCUGCUUGGCGCCUGUUGGGAGGCGAAGGGGUGCCCCUCUGCAGCGUCGUGCGGCGAAGAUGAACGUGAGCGCAGUGCUCAGGGCUGCCCUGAGCAUCAACCAGAGCAGCGGCGUCCAGACGUCCAGCUGCUGCGACCGGGCACUGGUGGUGGUGUCCGACGACACGUGGCCUGGAUCCUCGUCUGCCGAGCUGGAGGAGCGCAGCCUCUACAUCACGCGCGUCGUGCAGAUCGCCGUCAUGUGCGUGCUCUCCAUCACCGUGGUGUUCGGCAUCUUCUUCCUGGGCUGCAACCUCCUUAUAAAGUCCGAGAGUAUGCUCAACCUCCUGGUCAAGGAGCGGAGACCUUCCAAAGAGGUGGAGGCGAUCGUGAUCGGAAGCAUGUGAGGAAGUGCGGGAGAGACGCUUCACUUUCCCCGUGUCCCACCACCCCAGGCUGAGGACCAAAUCUCAGCCGCUCGUGGAUAUGGAAGAGCGUUUGGCCAUUGGACACUUGAUAUGGAACUGCGUCUGCGCCGACUGGAACUGUGGUUUACACUCUCGUGGGUAUUCAAGAACGAGAAAUGGUGGGGACAUGCUCACACACGUUUUUUUUUAUUGUUCGAUGUAAUGUAAUGUGUAAAAUUAUCCUGCCUUGGCGAAAUAUACAACACCUGUGCUGCAUUUUCAAAAAGGACGUAACGAGUAUACGAAUUUAAUUCAUGUGAUGCCUAAAUCAGGAUCACCGACAAUUAAAACCUUAAAUUAUGUUUAAUUCGUCAGUGCCGUUUUCCUCUCCAAAGUAAAUCGCUGUCGUGCUACUACCGUGUACUUACUUGCGUUACUUAUGAUUGAUUAUUUUGAGAAAGUAUACAUGUUCGGUCGUGAGCGGUACAAAGGUCAUGACAAUUAAAACAAAGUUGUUGUACAUAUUCAGAGAUUUCGAUUUAAAGCUUUCGUGAUUGCAGGGAUUCAUCUUCUUGGUUCUUUCGGUAAAGUCACGUAGAAGGGAAGUAAUAAAAUAAUAAAAAUAAAACAAAAUAAAAUAAUUCUCACGACGGUGAGGACGGCUGCUUGCGUUGUGGCCGAAACGUCGUGAGAAUUAUUUUAUUAUGUUUUAUUUUUAUUAUUUUAUUACUUCCCUUCUACGUGACUUUACCGAAAGAACCAAGAAGAUAUUCAAAGAUCGUUAAUCUGAUUUCUGGCGUGACCUCGCCCAUCAAACGGGUGCUUGUACCUGUUUGAUGGCCGAGUGCGCUGCGCGAUCCUCAAUUAUCCUCUGCAGGGCGAUCCAUUCGUAGACACACCGUGGAUUUCUCAUGACCACGUUUCAACCCAACAGGUGAUCAAAUAACGCAAAGACGAUAGCUCCAUGUCUCACAGAGGAGAGUGUUCAAGUAUGUAGCACGUGAACUAUAUUGAUGUUGGUGAUGAACAUGCAGAGAACAGUAACACAAACGUUGCCUAUUAUAUAUAGAUUUUCUCUCCUUUGAAUGCAGUGUUAUUAACAAGCGUGUUGGGCAUUUUAAAAUGAUUAUCUGUGGUUGCGCACCGUGGCGAAAGCUGUAUCGCUAUCUUAAACUGUAAUUUCCUUUAAAAUAUUUUCCCAUAUAUAUUUACAAGUAGGAUAUCUAUAAAUGGACCACCCUAUAGUUGUUUGAACCCAGUGAAACUUUUCAUUCGGAGAUUGGUUUAGCAUUGAGGUAAUGUCUUAUUCGUAUGGACUAUUAACCGUGUUUAUACGAGGAAGGGACACUAUAUAUUGGUCGCAAUGUUAAACAUGUUUACGGUACUUUAAUUCAAUGAUUAAACGGCAGCGUGUACGAUUUCAAAUGCAGUGUAUUUGGUAUUCAUUGCUGUACGAUUAUAAAGUAUACAGUAUAUCGUGUCUUCUAGACUUUAAGCUUUCGUGACUGCAAGGAUUCAUAUUCUUAGGUUUUUUUCGGUAAAGUCACGUAGGUAAAAAUGUAAUAAAAGUAAAAUAAAAAUAAAAUAAAAAUCACGACGUUUCGGAGGCAACACAAGCUUCCGUCUUCAGGUGGAACCGUCACAGCACGAUUGCUGUAUCAAGGUACAGCAAUCGUGCUGUGAAACGUCGUGAUUUUUAUUUUAUUUUUAUUUUACUUUUAUUAAAAAAAAUUUUACCUACGUGACUUUCCCGAAAAAAACCUAAGACUAUAUAUCGUGUCUGUUUUACGUGGGAGGGUAGAGCGGUGGUGGUGCGGUGGUUAACUCAUUACGCUCCAUGAACCCCGGCCACCGCAGUUGGAUUCCUGGCCACGGCUCACGGGCAUCAGUGGCGAGUGAUUACUAUCUAAACGAGUCCUUCCCAGGCGUCCUCCUUCGCCAACCCGCACUGACCAGCGUGGUGAAGUAUGGUCAAACGACCCCCAAAAGCGUCAUCAACUCGUGGAUUGAGAAUGGCUAUAAUGUAUUUGUCCUGUGUCUCUAUAUUCUGCGUGUGGCGUGCAUCCUUGUUGGGCAAAUCCGUGAAACUUGUAUGAAUGCAGACGACUUAUUUCAGUGUAUACUUUUAGCCCACUUGUUAAUUAAAUGUAGUAAAAAAUAAAUAAACCUUUCACAACGCUGUCAUUUCAUACCUCUUCAUUAACGGCGGAUGCUAUUAUUUUUGGUACUGGGUAACAGCGCAGCGCAAUUGCGUCAUUCAGUAUCGAGCUGUGAGUAUACGUGUUCAACUACAGCCCUGUUCAUCCACUGCUGGAUGAGGAUUCUCCAUACGCCGUGCGGGUCACAGGUCGUAUGGCCAUACUUCACCAUGCUGGUCAGUGCCGGUUGGUGAAGGAAGGCGGGAGAGCAUGGACGUUGGACCACAGUAUGGUACAACGCUGUCCCGACACCAGCACAUGAGUCCGAAUUUAUGCAUGGAGGUUGCCCAUCCAAUCGCUUUCCAGGCCCACACAUGCUUAGCUGUCGAGAUCUGACGAGAUCGAUCGUAUUGCGGCAGAGGCGGUGCAGUGCUAACGCUUGCGCAUCACGACAAGCAGAUCAUGGGUUCGAUUCCUGACUCGGGUGCCUUUUCUGUGUGGAGUUUGCAUGCUAUACCCCGAUUUUAGAUGGAUUUACUCAGGGUUUCGAUUUAAAGCUUUCGUGACUGCAGGGAUUCAUCUUCUUGAUUAUUUCGGUAAAGUCACGUAGAAGGGAAGUAAUACAAUUAUAAAAAUAAAACAUAAAAUAGUUCUCACGACGUUUCGGCCACAACGCAAGCAGCCGUCAUUACUUCCCUUCUACGUGACUUUACCGAAAGAACCAAAAAUAUUACUCUGGGUUCUCGAGUUUUCCCCCCAUAGUUGAAAAAAAAAAGAACGUUCAAUGUAAUUGGUGUUGGUCAAGCAUCCCAUUGCUGCCAUAUUACCAACAAACUACUCAAUUGGGAUUAGACACAGCAACUUCGCUCCUUACUGAAAAACACUUGGCAGGGCCCACCCGAAAUGGUGCCACAAGCCAUGAUGGCCGUUCCACACGCUUUGACAAGCAGGGUUCUGCACAGCUUAUUACGACUGAUACCACGUAGCGCGGCACGCGCGGGAAAACAUUACAGGGAGAUGUUAGAAAAUGUAAGCGAGAGAUGCCAUGGAGAGAUGUAAUAAUAUAAUCCAGCUAAUGGGGAAACCCGUCGAGAUCACACAAAUAAGUGUACAAAAAGCACUCGACGUCUGAGCAUUA